Messenger RNA from Mesorhabditis belari, 852 nucleotides. The record is from the annotation of a GenBank genome assembly. NCBI's taxonomy places the organism in Eukaryota, Metazoa, Nematoda, Chromadorea, Rhabditida, Rhabditidae.
AUGAUCGACGUUCUCGCAAACCAUUUCGAAUCGAUCGAACUGCUUAUCGCUAUCCUCCUGGCUCUCAGUGUUGAUGUUCUCUACUAUUAUGUGUUGCUCAGCUAUCUGUAUUUGACUGGUGAUAUCGCCGAAGAAGUCUGGUCUCAAGAAGAUGCUGGUGGCCGUCCGGAUAUCAGCGACGAAGCGCUAUAUUAUGUAUACAAAUAUUUCUACCUGCUAGCUACGCUGAUGCUCAUCAUUAGCUAUUUCGUCUCGCCGUUCUCCAUUUACUUCUCAGCCACCAACGAUAAAAUAACACUGCCGAUUCGAAAGAUGAGAAGGCUCAAACAAAAAGGGAAAACGACAUUGGCCGAGCGAAUGUUGAUGCUUCAAAUGAUCAUAAACGGCCACACGUCUUCGGUGAACGCGAUUGUUGUGAGCUCUUCGUUGACGGCCGCAUACCAAAGCGAAUGGGGGACCGCGAAAACGAGCGCCUCUUCACAUAGACAUGGUCACGACCACUCGUCCGAGCGUACCACCGGCUCGCGAAACUCGGUGACUGAGGAACGGGGACGCGAUCAAAUGAUAGGCUUUAUCGAGUCGCUCAACGAGGAGAUGACCGAAUCGAAAACGGUCACAGAUGUCAUCAAAUUUCGGGCCGAGGCGGUGAAAGACGAGAAUGGAUCGUACGUGUGGACACCACCGGCGUCCCAACGCCAUCGACGUUACCUUCACAAACAUCUUCACUGUCAAGAGGGGGCAAUCAGACCGGUAUCAAGGCUUUGUAAUCAGUACGAGGAAUGCCAUCACAACAAGUGGCGAAUCCGCUCAUCGAAGCCGGCUGGAGCCGCAAUUGACGAUGCGGAAGGAUGC